Molecule: messenger RNA, 906 nt
Organism: Mucor mucedo
Lineage: Eukaryota; Fungi; Mucoromycota; Mucoromycetes; Mucorales; Mucoraceae
Exons: 2
Coding region: 1-906 (301 amino acids)
Source: RefSeq, a predicted model, not a curated record
AUGAAAAAAACAAGCCACCAGUUGUUGAAUUUUUUCUCUCUCUCUCACUCUUUGUCUCUGCCAAAAAAAAAAAUGUUUCGAACUUUGAGACGUACAGUUCACACCAAUGCUAAAGAGGAAUGGACCAAGGCAUCUCUACGCCGUAUGAAGAAACCAGAGUUAACCCAGUUAGCCAAACAACAUAACCUUAAAUUAUCCGGCACAAAGAAUGAUAUCAUUAUCCAACUCUUGACACACCAAACUGCCAAAAUUGUAGGCGUCGAGACUCCUUCCAGCUUAUCUUUACCCAAGACCAAAGAACAACCAGCUUUCGGUAGUCUGGAUAAAGAUAGUUAUACAGACCAAGAUUGGACAAACGCCUUUGAGAUGAAAUUGGCUCACCGUGGUUCAGCCAGCAAAUCAAACCAGGAUAGCUCAAAAACAUCAAAACCUCACCAUUAUAAUCAACAAAUCAAACCAAGUAUAUUGCUUAAAACAGAAGAGUUAUUUGUUGUGUCAGAAAAGCCUACUUCCCCUGUCAUUGAGAUCACAAAGGAAUUGGAAGGUAUGGAUCCUCAGUGGGUAGAAGCCUUUGAUUUAAAAGUGGGGUCAAGAGGUGGUCGUCAUGAAUUAACAGAUACUUUGUCUGCCACCACAACAACUGAAAAGGGCACAGAGAAAAGCACACUUGCGGAAAAGGAUGCUAAGAAAAGUGUUGAUAAAAGCGAUGAGAAGAGUGCCGUGAAGAGUGUAAAGGGAGAGCAUGUAGAAAAGAGUAAACCUGCCGAAAAGAGCACAAAUAGCUCAGAUACCAAAACAGACGGCAGUCAAGGGACGUUAUUCAGUAGUGCACUUGGAUCCAGUAUGCUGUUAUGGUAUAUUGGUGGUGAAGAAGGGCUUAUGAAAAUCUGGCACUAUUUUUCAUAA